Verticillium alfalfae VaMs.102 is the source of this 1602-nucleotide messenger RNA. RefSeq lists its product as hypothetical. Gene Ontology annotation, molecular function: medium-chain fatty acid-CoA ligase activity. The transcript is spliced from 4 exons. Gene Ontology annotation, biological process: fatty acid metabolic process. Bases 1 to 1602 code for a protein of 533 amino acids. Lineage: Eukaryota; Fungi; Ascomycota; Sordariomycetes; Glomerellales; Plectosphaerellaceae. The record is from RefSeq and is a predicted model, not a curated record.
AUGGCCUCCACCCUGCCGAAACUCCCCAUAUUUGAGGCCAUCGCAAGUCACGACCCCCAUUCAACAGCUGUCAUCCACUCAUUGUCUGGGAGGAGGUUUCAAUACGGCGAGCUCUUGGGAGAUGUUCGCAGAACACGCGAUGAACUACAGGCCGCAGCAGGGAAGCCGGUGCUGGAUGGCGAGCGCAUUGCUUUCCUUGUAGAGAAUAGCUAUGACUACGUAGUGACCCUGCUCGCCGCUCUCGCCACUCGAUCGAUAGCCGUACCUCUCUCGCCAGCUUUCCCUGCGGCCGAGCUCCAGUAUAUCCUCAACCAGAGCGAGGCCUCGCUACUGGUAUCAUCGCCCAAAUUUUUUGCCAAAGCGCGCGAUGUGCUCGCCACCGAACUGGCAUCAAAACCAGCGCAACUCGAACUGCAAAAGCACAUGGGAGGCGCCGCCCAUGAGGCAGUCCAGCUCGAAGGCUCCGACCCCGGCGAUGCUGGCAUGAUGCUAUAUACUUCUGGCACAACAAAUAGACCAUCUGUCCUGACAGCGCAAUCGAAGUCUCUUAUCGAGGCCUGGGAGUACACCCCCCUGGAUCACCUGCUUCACGUCCUCCCUCUCCACCACAUCCACGGCACCAUCAACGCUCUCCUGACGCCCCUCUUUGCCGGCAGCACCAUCGAGUUCCUCUUCCCCUUCAACCCUGAUGCUGUCUGGAACCGGCUCGCCGCGCCCUUCACAAAUGCUUCCACGUCCCCCGCGAAGGAAAAGGUUACUUUCUUCACUGUUGUGCCCACCGUCUACUCCCGCCUCCUUUCCUCCCACAAGUCUCUCCCCGAAGCUUUCGUCGAGCCCACCCGCGAAGCCGUCUCCCCACAGAACAUGCGCCUUGCCAUAUCCGGCUCCGCCGCCCUGCCGACCCCGGUCAAGGAGGCCUGGCGCCGCCUUUUCGCGCGGCAAACGUCUUACUCGAGCGCCCGCCUCGUAGACACCGACACGGGCGCCGUGAUUCCGAGGGGCGACCGCGUCGAUGCUGAGGGCGCGAACGCGCCGGCGAAAUCCCAGCUGCGCGGACCGACCAUUUUCAAGGAAUAUUGGCGCAACCCUACCCGCCACCCGCCAAAGGAGUUCGCCACUGACCCCGACGGGCGCGGGCCCUGGUUCAAGACGGGCGAUGUCGCCGUGCGACGGGCCGUCGAGGGCGCCGGCGGCGGCGCUGCGGACCAGCCCUGGGCAAAAGGGGACAUGUACUUUAUUCAGGGCCGUCAGAGUGCCGACAUCAUCAAGACGGGCGGCGAGAAGGUUAGCGCCCUCGAAGUCGAGCGUGAGCUGCUGACGCUGGACGUGGUUGCGGAGGCGGCUGUGGUCGCCGUCCCUUCUGGCAAGUGGGGGCAAAAAGUCGGCGCUGUCGUCAUCCUUGACAACGAGGCGCUGCCUGAGGGCAAGACGUGGUCGCCUAUGGACAUGAGACGGGCGUUGCGGGGACGACUGGCGAACUACAAGAUCCCGCAGGUCCUGAAGGUUGUGGACCACAUUCCCAGAAAUGCCAUGGGAAAAAUCAACAAGAAGGAACUGGUUAAGGAGGUAUUUGCAGACCAGUUCAGCGACGAUGAGGUGUAA